This is a messenger RNA of Arachis ipaensis, 1479 nucleotides long. The record is from RefSeq and is a predicted model, not a curated record. NCBI's taxonomy places the organism in Eukaryota, Viridiplantae, Streptophyta, Magnoliopsida, Fabales, Fabaceae.
AGACCUUUCAUUAGUAUGGGGGGUGUCGGAAACAGAACCAAAGCUGACAAAAUUGAGAGGACUAUUUCCGCAGAGUUAGCACACUCCCUCAAACUUAGACAACAGCGAAAGUGCGAAUCACUAAAAUGUUGUCAUCCUCAACCUCAAGGAUCACUUUCAUUUCUAGUUCAUGAAGCUGUUGAUUCCUUCACUUGCAUGCUCUCUGUGCGUCGUACUCCUCCCAUCAUCCAAUUUAACAAGAUUUUGGGAUCCCUUUCCAAGACGAAGCAUUUCCACGCCGCCGUUUCCCUUUUUCAGCAAUUGCAAGCCAGAGGAAUCGCGCCCAGCAUAGUUACUUUGAGCAUCUUAAUCAAUUGUUGUUUCGGCAUGGGUCGUAUGACGCUUGCUUUCUCUGUAUUGGCCAAAAUUUUCAGGAUGGAUUUUCAACCUGAUACGGUAACUAUGACAACAAUCCUGAAAGGUCUCUGUCUCUGCGGUAGUGUUGAAAAAGCAGUGCACUUUCAUGACAGAGUGCUGGCUCAUGGAUUUCACUUCGACCAAGUCACUUAUGGGACCUUGAUCAAUGGGCUCUGUAAGACCGGACACACAUCAGCUGCUAUUCAAGUGUUGAGAAAGAUCCCACGGUAUGGCAUUGCUCCUGAUGUCUUCAUGUACAGCGCAAUUAUUGAUAGCCUCUGCAAGGAUACACUUGUAAGUCAGGCUUUUCAUUUAUUCUCUGAAAUGCUUGCUAAGGGAAUUUCUCCCGAUGUUAUCACCUACAACACUCUCAUUUAUGGAUUGUGCCUUGCUGAUCAACUCAAGGAAGCCGUUCAUUUGCUAAAUGAUAUGAUUCUCAUAAACGUUACUCCAAAUGUUCGUACCUAUAAUACUUUGAUUGAUGGGCUAUGCAAGGAAGGAAAGAUCAAAGAUGCUAAGAGUGUAUUGGCUGUAAUGGCAAAACAUGGUGUGAAACCAAAUGUGGUUACUUAUACCAGCUUAAUGGAUGGUUAUUGUUUGGUUAAUCAGGUAAAUAAGGCAAAAUAUAUAUUCAACACAAUGACCCAAAUUAGAGUGUCACCCAAUGUUCAAAGUUACAGUAUCAUGAUUAAUGGCUUCUGCAAAAGUAAAAUGGUCGAUGAAGCCUUGAAUCUCUUUGAAGAAAUGCGUAGCAAGAACUUGGUUCCAGACACGGUAACUUACAACACUCUUUUUGAUGGCUUGAGCAAAUCAAAGAGAAUCUCCCGUGCUUUGGAGCUUCUUGUCGAGAUGCAUGAUAGAGGUCAACCCGCUGAUGUAGUCACUUACAAUUCAUUGUUGGAUGGGAUGUUCAAAAACCAACAACCUAACGAGGCAUUUAUGUUAUUCAAUCAAAUGAAAGAGUGUGCCAUUGAUACAGAUAUAUUCACUUACAAUAUACUUAUAGAUGGCCUAUGCAAAGGUGGAAGACUUAUAGAUGCAAAAGAGAUUUUUCAAGAUCUUUCCGUUAAAGGCUAUCCGUAA